Messenger RNA from Drosophila suzukii, 2150 nucleotides. It is a transcript of the gene MFS3, whose product is annotated as major facilitator superfamily transporter 3. Gene Ontology annotation, biological process: transmembrane transport; monoatomic anion transport. Gene Ontology annotation, molecular function: transmembrane transporter activity. The record is from RefSeq and is a predicted model, not a curated record. Gene Ontology annotation, cellular component: membrane. NCBI's taxonomy places the organism in Eukaryota, Metazoa, Arthropoda, Insecta, Diptera, Drosophilidae.
GUAUUCCAGCUAGCCGCUUCAGUUGAUGAGCAACUUUCGAAGGCAUCGCACGUGAAUUUCGUCAACGGAUUCGGUUACGAUUUCGAUUGCGUUAUUUCGGUUUGGAGGCGUGAGAAUAUAUCUCAAUCUGUUUAAAUAAAAUAUUAACAUUCCCGGGUCGCCGGCUGCAGUAAGGAAUACAUAUAUUAGAAAUCUCCAAGAUGCCGGACGAAGUGCCCGCCAAAGGCAGCAUAUUGGGCAAACUUGUGCCCGCCCGCUAUGUCUUGGCUAUCCUGGGAUCCAUCGGCAUGGCCAUUGUCUACGGACUCAAGGUGAAUCUUAGCGUAGCGAUGGUGGCUAUGCUAAAUCACGACGCCAUCAAGGCAAACGGUCUUAGUGGUGGACAUGGAGGUGACAGCACGACCCUCUCGAAUGUUUCCCUGGUGGAGGAGUGCCACCCGCCAGGAAAUGACGAGGCUGUCAAUAAGACAGUUGAGCAAGGACCCUUCGUGUGGAGCGAACCCCUGCAGGGAACCCUGUUGAGUUGCUAUUUCUGGGGCUACUUCGUCUCACAGAUUCCUCUUGCCCACGUGGCCGAGAACUUCUCCGCCAAAUGGGUGAUGCUCUUCUCGGUGGCCAUCAAUGUGGUGUGCACACUAUUGACCCCUGCGUUUACUAAAUUGCAUUACGGCGGCUUGAUCCUGAUGCGAGUCCUCGAAGGCGUCGGUGGAGGAGCCUCUUUCCCGGCCAUGCACGUGAUGAUCGCCGCUUGGGCUCCGCCCACCGAGCGCAUGGUCAUGUCCACCAUCAUCUAUGUGGGCACAUCGGCGGGAACUGCGCUCUCCAUCCUUAUGGCCGGAAUUAUAUCCUCCAAAUUGAACUGGGAAUCGGUGUUCUAUAUAAUGGGUGGUCUCAGCUGCAUCUGGAUGAUACUGUGGAUCAUCUUGGUCCAGGACAAUGCCAACAAGCAGCGCUUCAUCAGCCCUGAGGAGCGGCAAAUGAUCAACAGUUCGCUGGGCACUGAGACGAAGUCGGAGCAUCAUCCUGCAGUUCCAUGGGCCAAGGUCUUCAAGUCCGUUCCCUUCUGGGCCAUCCUGAUCGCUCACACGUGCAGCAACUUCGGCUGGUACAUGUUCCUCAUCGAAAUCCCAUUCUACAUGAAGCAGGUGCUCAAGUUCAACGUGGCCAGCAAUGCGGCACUCAGUGCAUUGCCGUACUUCCCCAUGAUCAUCUUCAGUAUUUGCCUCGGAAAACUUUUGGACAGUCUGCAGGCUAAGGGUAAAAUCAGCACCACCGUUGCCCGCAAGACGGCCACAUCCAUUUGCACCCUGAUCCCUGGAGUUUGCCUGCUGGUUCUCUGCUACAUUGGAUGCCGUCACUAUGAGGCUGUGACCGUCAUGUCGGUCGGCAUUGUGGCCAUGGGUUCCAUGUUCUCCGGCUUCCUGUCCAAUCACAUCGAUAUUGCCCCGAACUUCGCUGGUACUCUGGUGGCUCUGACCAACACGGCGGCUACUUUACCUGGUAUCAUAGUGCCCCUUUUCGUGGGAUUCGUCACGAAGGGAAAUCAAAACAUUGGAGCCUGGCGCAUCAUCUUCGGAGUGACCAUUGUCCUAUUCGCCAUAGAGUUCCUCGUAUUUGUGUUUUUGGGUUCUGGUAGCGAGCAAUCGUGGAACAAGUCUGGAUCCCCCAAGGAUGUCGAGGCCAAGGAUGAAAAGACUCCGUUGAAGGAGCUGCCCCAAAAGUCUUAAAUCCCCAAUCUUGCUUUGAUUACUCUGCCUAAAUUACUCGAAGAAUUGCUGCUAAUUCAGAUAUCAUUUGGACGAAGCAAACACCUAAUGGAAUGGUCGACUCUGGACUGUAAAUACCAAUUACAAACUAUGCAUUGUAUGCGCGGAAUAGGAAGCUCUUAAAAAAUCGAAUUUAAAAAUGAUCUACGGUUUUUCGUUAUAUUAUAUACUAUAAGAACACAGAAAACACCGAAUACGUUAAGAUCAUUUUGGAACCCGAUUUUUAUGCGUUCUCUCUUUAGAGUGUGCACUGUAAUCUUUAGAUCGCUGUAACCCUAUAGCUAGUAGCCGUACACCAUUACGGAUAAACACUUCAGCCCGCCUAAUGUACCUAACACUCUUGAUUUCAAAAGUUGUCUACAAAUAAAGCGACGUCUUAGUGGA